Molecule: messenger RNA, 6968 nt
Organism: Monodelphis domestica (gray short-tailed opossum)
Lineage: Eukaryota; Metazoa; Chordata; Mammalia; Didelphimorphia; Didelphidae
Gene: VPS26C
Product: VPS26 endosomal protein sorting factor C
Biological process (GO): intracellular protein transport
Source: RefSeq, a predicted model, not a curated record
GGGUGGGGGUGGGGCUCCUAUCGCACGCUAGGGGGCGGCACUGAACUUUUUUAACCAACUCCUUAUCCGUUUUUGAGCCUCUUUCUCUUCUAGACCCGGAAGAGAGCAAAGGAAGGCGGGGCUGUCUCGACUGCCCGCCUUGCUCUUCUUACUUCCGGGGCUAGGCUUCUCCCGUUACUAUAGUAAUGGGGCAGGCAAGACUAAUAGCCCUCAGCUUUUACGCCCAAGUAGGUCAGACUCCGCCGAGUUCCCUUCCGAAGCGAGGAGCGCGAACUACGGUUUCCUGUAUCAGCUGUUGAGUGACAGGCGCGUCAUGGAGGGAAAGAGAAAGAGGAAGGAUAAUGGCAGCUAUCCCGUGACUUGAGGUGCUGUCACAUGACUCUGUGGCUGCUGGGAAGAAGGAAAGAGAGUGAGGAGAAUCGCGGGACGGGCUGGUAGGAGGUCCUAGGCUGGAGGGGUAGGACGUGGCCCUGAUUGUUUCAGCUGCUGUUAACUAUGGGGACCGUCCUGGACAUCAAGAUCAAAAGGGCCAAUAAAGUCUAUUACGCCGGGGAAAUGCUCUCUGGCGUAGUGGUUAUAUCUAGCAAAGAUUCAGUACAACACCAGGGAGUUCUACUGACAAUGGAAGGACUGGUGAACCUGCAGCUCAGUGCCAAGAGUGUUGGCAUGUUUGAAGCUUUCUGUAACUCUGUUAAGCCUAUCCAAGUUCUUAACAGUUCAAUAGAAAUUGUGAAGCCAGGAAAAUUUCCCAGUGGCAAAACAGAAAUUCCUUUUGAGUUCCCUCUGCAUGUGAAAGGCAACAAAGUUUUAUAUGAGACCUAUCAUGGUGUAUUUGUCAACAUUCAGUAUACCCUCCGGUGUGACUUGAAACGCUCUCUUUUGGCCAAAGACCUGACAAAGAUAUGUGAAUUCAUCGUUCAUUCUACUCCUCAGAAGGGUAAAGCGACUCCAAGCCCUGUGGAUUUCACGAUCACGCCUGACACCUUGCAGAAUGUCAGAGAGAGAGCUUCCCUGCCCAAGUUCCUGAUCAGAGGACAUCUGAGCUCCACCAACUGCGUGAUCACACAACCACUCACGGGGGAGCUGCUGGUCGAGUACUCGGAAGCUGCCAUCAAGAACAUCGAGCUGCAGCUGGUGCGGGUGGAGACCUGUGGUUGCGCGGAAGGCUACGCCAGGGACGCCACCGAGAUCCAGAACAUUCAGAUUGCGGACGGCGACAUCUGCAGGGGUCUGUCUGUGCCCAUCUACAUGGUCUUUCCCAGACUCUUCACGUGCCCCACUCUGGAAACGACCAAUUUCAAAGUCGAAUUUGAAGUUAAUAUUGUGGUCCUGCUUCAUGAUGAUCACCUCAUCACAGAGAAUUUCCCAUUGAAACUCUGCAGAAUUUAAAGGAAGAAGAUGAAAUUUUGAGGAACUGAAGAGAUCGAGGGGAUGUUCACAUAGUUGAUAGACUUUUACUCAGAGUAAAAGCUUCAAAUAUACACUUGUUUUUCUUUAUUAUCUGACCAGAAAUGAACUUAAUGUCUCAGAAAUUGUAAUAAUAAUUAUGUCUUGUGUUCCUUUUGACUUCUGUUUCUAGAACAUAUAUGGCUUUUCAGUCACUGGGUUCAGUGAUAUAUUUUCUUUGACAUUCAAGGAUUUUUUUAGUGUUUAUUAAUAAUAUUACUUGGCAGAAAAACGUAUUUGUACCUAGACUCAACUUUUCUUCUCUAGGCAUGACAAUGAAGAGUUUUAUAACAAUGGUGUUAACAUUACUGAAUAUUUAGGAGAAGUAAAAGAAAUUGUGAAGAUCUCUCAGUGCUCUAAGCAACUUUCUGUCUGCAAUAUGCAGAUGAUACAGAUCUGCAUUACCUUGAACUUUGGGGCCCAGUCCCUGGCCUCGUCCUGUAGAUCUCCCAAAAUUGCCACCAAGGACCAACAGCUCUAACUCUGGGACAGAAAGUUUGUAGCUCGAAAUACAUCUUCAGUCAUCAAAAGGGAGCUGAGAAGAACUCCUUAAUCUGGCAGUGACAGAGGCAGUUUGGAGCAGAUAGAGGAGGGUCCUGGCAUUCUUGUCUUCCCCUCUGACACAAACCCAAUUGCCUUUGUGACUUGGAACAAGAGCCUCCGUUGUCAAGGCUCCAGCCAGGCUCUGAGAUUCUGCCUUGGAGUAAACCAGCUAAUGGAGAUCUGCUUCUCCCCUCACCUCUCUGCUGACUUCCAGUCUUGUAUCUCCAGCUUUCAGGCGUCUGACUGGAUGUCCGAUAGACAUCUUCACCUCAAAACGCAGCAUAUCCCAAACUGACCUCAUCAUCUUUUCCUCUGAAUCCUCCUGCUCUCCUCACCUCUCCUGCUACUACAGAAAGCGAUCCUGCCUGCCUUUCCAGUGCCUGUGACUCAUCGUCAUCCUCCAGUAUCUCACCUCCCACAUCCAACUCCCUCAUGUACCAAGGCUUGACAGUUGAACUGUUACAUCUCUUAUCUCUCUUUUCUCCGCUCACACUGGAGCAGGCCUCAUCACCUGGACUAUUGUAGGCUUCUGGUGACUCUACCUGUCUCAAGGCUCUUCCAUUCAGUCUCCAAGGUGCUAACCAUGUAGCCCUUACUGCUCCUGACUGUAAUAAGGGACUAUUCUGAUUGGUACUUGAUAACUAAAGAUCAGGUUGUUACCUACUUUCUUCCUCCCUCCCUUCAGCCUCCCCUUCCUUCUUUUCUUUUUCUUCUAAAUCAACUCAGGGUGAGUUUGUGAGAUCUCAAAUGAAAUAUUUUCUCUUCUUCAUCUCAUGUAAGGGGUUUAUUUGGGGAAGACGGGAAAGGAUAAGAAAUGGAGGUAAAGGGUUGGGGAUUUCCCUAAUACUACAAUGAGUCUUAGGUUGGAGGAUGGUGAAAUAUAGUUCAAUUGAGAGAAAUGGCUGAUAGGUCUGGAAGUUCAGUCACUGUCACAAUAGAGCAAAUCAGAGAGUGAGCGAACUGGACUUUGUCCUUCUUCUAUCUUCAAGCUCAGAGACCACCUUCCUUUCUUCAGUCUCCAAAACCAAGAAAACAGACUUCUUCCCUCUUUCAAGCCAGAAAGUUCCAGCCAUCAGUGGUUUGCUUCCAACUGCUUCUCCCAGUCAGAUUCCAAAUCAGAAUACUCUUGUUUGAAUGACAGGUCAUCAGUCUCAGCUACUCCUGUCUUGUAGCAGGCUUUCCCCCUUUCUAUCUUCCACAUGACUCAGUAAACUCCAGUGGUUCCCUUUUGCCUUCAGGAUCAAAUAUAAAAUCUUUUGGGGACAGAAAGCCUUUUAUAACUCAACUCCUUCCUACCUUUCCAUCCUUCUUGCACCUUAGUCUUUGCCACAAUACUGUUCAAUUUAAUGACACCAGCUUCCUCACUGUUCUGCAUAUAAGACAUUCCAUCUCCUAAGUGUUUCUCUGGCUGUCCCCUGGGUCUGAAAUGCUGUCCCUCUUAACUUCUGCCUACUGACUUCCUUUAAGCCCCAACUAAAAUCUCAUUUAUUUUGGAUAAGGCCAAUUUUUGGAUGUGUUUUAUUUGCCUAUAUGUAUUUGAUAUACAAUUGAGUUUUUUGUGGGGUGAGGAAGUUAUAUGGAAAAGAAAAGUGGUAAUAGCAAACCCCAAAAAUUAUAUCAAAUAAUUUUUUUAAGGAUAUAGGUUAUUUAAGGAUAUAAGGAUAUGUUUAUAGGAUAUACAGAAGGAGAUGGAGCCAAGACGGCAGAUUAGAGUAACCCAGCUGAACCUUCUCAACAUUCUCUGAAUUCUUCUCCAACAAUUUAAAAAUAACGCGCCUCAAGCCAAAUUCUGGAGUGGCAGAGCCAACAAGAAAGUCCAACAAAAACAUAGUUUAACCAUAAAAAGCUACUCUGGUGGCAGGGAAGACUAAAACGUAAACUCAGAAAAAGACAACAAUGUGAAAACAGUCUCUUAAAAAAGCCUUAAAAAAGCGAAUUGGAAACAAAACAAAAUAGUUUGCCUAGAUGAAUUAAAGUGGUAGAGAAAUAAUUGGAAAAAGAAAUUAUUGUGAUGCAACAAAAUUAUGAAAAGAGAAUUCGCAGCUUGGUAAAAGAGUUGUGUGUAUAUGUACACACACACACCUGAAGAAAAUAACACUUCUAAAAACAGAAUUGACCUCAUAGUAAAAUAAGAACAAAAGUUCACUGAAGAAAAGAAUUUCUUAAAAGGCAGAGUUGGGCAAGUGAAAGCUAAUGACUCCAUGAGACAUCAAGAAACUAAAAAAAAAAAGUCAAAAGUGGAAAAAAUAGACGGAAAUGUGUGAUAUAAGAAAAAUAACUGACCUGGAAGCUAUUUCCAAAGAGAUAUAAUUUUAAAAGUAUUGGACUACCUGAAAACCACAAUCAAAAAAGCCAACACAUUUUAUUUUAAGAAAUCAUCCAUCCAGGAAAAUUGGCCCAAUAUCUUAGAUCCAAAGGGUAAAAUAUAUAUAGCCAAAUUCCAAGAGUUCCCAGGUCAAGGAGAAAAUGUUGUAAGCAGCCAGAAAGAAACCUUACAGAUAUAGUAGAGUCACAGGUAGGAUCACACAAGAUUUAAUAGCUACUGAUAUAAAGGAGCUUGAAAUAAUGGUAUUUCAAAAAGCAAAGGCACAAGGACUAUAAUCAAGAAUAACUUACAUAGCAAAACUGACUAUAAUCCUUCAUGGGGAAAAAACAAAUAUUUAAUGAAAUAGAGGGCUUUCAAGCCUUAUUGAUGUAAAGUCCACAGCCCAAUAGAAAAAUUUGAAUAAAAAAUAAAAAGGUAAACAUAAAAAGGUAAUAUGAAAGCAUAACAUGAGGGACUCAAUAAAAUUAAAUUGUUUAUGUUCUUAAAUGAGAAGAUGAUACAGGAUACAUGUAACUCCUAAAAACUUUUUCAUUAGGGCAGUUAAAAGGAGUUUAAAUAGGUAAAGGGCCUGGAUGCAUCUUGGAAUGAUGGCCAAAAAAAAUUAAGGGAUGAGAGAAAGGGGAAUAAUAUUAGAAAUUUAUGAAAAGAAUGAAUAGCUUGGUAAAAGAAGCAGAAAAAUAUUGAUGAAAAUAACUCAUUAAAAAGCUGAAUUGGUCAAAAGGAAAAAGGUACAAAACCUCACUGAGGAAAAUAAUUUCUUUAAAAUUGGUCAAUUAAAGUUAAUGACCUAUUUAGACACUAAAAACAAAACAAAAUUAAAAGAAUAAAAACAGGAAAAAAAUGUGAAAUGUCUCACCCCCCAAAAAAACCCCCAACGUAAUGAAAAUAGAUCAAUAAGAGAUAAUUUAAGUACUAAAAAAUUAUUGAUUACUUUAAAGCCAUGAUCAAAGAACCUAGACACCAUAUUUCAAGAACCAGCAGGCAAAAUAAAAAUGAAAAGAAUUCACUGACCACCUCCUGAACGAGAUCCCAAAAUAAAGAGUUUACAUGAUUUGUCUAAGGUCACAGAGGUGAGAAAUUACAAAGUAAUUAUUUGAACUUGGGUUGUGCGACUCCCAAGUUCAGUCACCUGGAUAGAACAUAUAGCUAGAGAUUUAGAUAUGUGCUGGGACUAGUAAAGAAGACCUUAGUCCAAAUACAGCCUCAGAAACUUACUAGCUAUGUGACCUUAGACAAGUCAUUUUGCCUCAACUAUAAACGAGAAUGAUAACAGCACUUACUGUAAAGGGUGAAAUUAUGGUUGAGACUGAAAAAAAAAUCUAAAUUUAAGUGGUCGCCAAGGGAAAUCCCAAAUAAUAAAAUACCCAAGACAGCUGCCAAAUUCUAUGGUGAUUUAAUUGAUAGUGGAGAAGAUUAAGAAGAAGGAAUAGGUUCUCUCCCUCCUCCCCCCCCCCCCCCCAAACUGGUUAGUAUCUGGCGGGGAGAUCAGGAGAUAAGGGAGUAAGGGUUUGGAGUAUGAAGGAGGAAGGAAUCAGCCUGACCUCCAAAGGGGCUCAGCUAAGAUGACCGAACCUGAAAUUGACUCCAGGGCAAAACUCACCAUCCAAUACUGCAAGAUGUCGGAACACUUAGCAUGCUGCCAGCCAGAGUUGUCUCUCCAGGGAAAAAGAAGGAGGCAGGAAGUGACGUGCCUUAUAUGGACGUUUUUACAUCACUUUUCUGCAUCUCAUCUGUACCAAUGAGGACUUAGCUUGACUUAGGACAGCCCAGAGGUCUGUCCUUUCUUUGCACAUGUCUGUUGAAGGCCAUCUCCUCAGAUAAUUAAAUCUUGAGUUUGAUGCAGACCUUAAAAAUCUUGUUAAACUGAGUAGGGUGGAGAAUGUAGAGUUUACAAGACCUGAUUCUGUUAUUCCAAGUAUCUCCAUUGUUACUGAUCAGGAAAUAGCUAAAUCACAUCUUCUAAAGAAUGGUCUGAUUAGGGUGGAAUACUUUUAAAAUUCACAUUACCUCCUAGGAUUUUGUGAGAAUUAUAUGUAAAAGUAAUUUAGUUUAAUGUCUGGUAUCAAUAAUUAAUAAUGUCAUGAUAUAAAUUCUUAUUUUCUUCCCUUCAUGAUCCUAGAUUUUUAUGCUAAUUGUUGAGCAAUGGGUCCAAAGCAAAAGCUCAAAAUAAGCCAAAAUUGUAGUAGACUCAGAUUUUAGAGGGUUUUCAAUGGCAGUUUAUUUUUACUAUCAAGUAGUGAACAAUGGGAAAGGUCAAAAGUUAGAGAUGAAGUUCAGUAAGAUGGUGGACUCCUCUUACUGAAUGACAAAGAUGGAGUCAGGGAGCCUUUCCAACAAAAUAAGUUUAAGGUGUUCCCAAUCUAAGUCCCAUUUUGAAUAGACAGUAUUGAAACAGUCCUUGUUUUGAUUGGUUAAAACCUACUUGAAUAAUUACGAUUGUAAAUUGCUUGUUUUCAUUAGCUAGCUUCCAAGAGAAGAUUAUAAUUCUCAAGUAACCAGCCAAUGGUGAAGGGGGAAAGGACCCAUUUUUGCUUUAGGGACCAGGAUAAAAGAAGACUGCCUACUCGCAUGCUUUGUACUUGCUUACUGUAACACUGGCUCAUGGGUAUCCAUUCUCAUGAGGCUGAAAUAAAAGAGCCUUUGAUACACUGAA